Messenger RNA from Lepisosteus oculatus (spotted gar), 2723 nucleotides. The record is from RefSeq and is a predicted model, not a curated record. Lineage: Eukaryota; Metazoa; Chordata; Actinopteri; Semionotiformes; Lepisosteidae.
UAUCAUUUGUGUUUUGGGUAUUUACCCUUCUGACUGAUUAAAUCGCCAUUAAAUUAAAUGAUGACAUUAAAUUACCCUUCCAAGCGAUUGCUCUUCCUAAGUAACUCCAGUCAGCCAACAAGCAAACUUUGAACCACUGUUUGAUUUGUAGAGUUUGUGGGUGGUUCUCCUCCCUGUUUUCCCAAUCUGUAAAGUGAGUCAGCUCAGUUCAGUGAAUUGUUUUUUGAAGGGGGUUCUACUCUGAAUCUGACAGUUCUCGCAGGAUAAAGGCUGCUGAUACUGUAGUUGCUUUUAGGAAAACGUCACUUAAACCUGUAUUGUACUGGGAAAACACUGAAUGUGUUUUAAGUAUAGAAGAGAAAUUGUUAAUAAUUAGAUGACAAGCAUGUAAACCCGUAAGGACUAACACUAACCUUCUGUUUGAAUUAUUGGACAAGCCCAGAUCUUUAGGGUGUCGAGCGCUAUUUCACUGCCAAUGGAGGAAGAGGGGGACCCGCCCAGCAAAGAUCAGAUCUCACUGCAAAGCGUGGAGCAGGAGGAGAGGUCAGGGGAUUUACAUGGACUGCAAUGCUACCACUCCCCUGGAGCCUGCAGUCAUUGAGGCCAUCACAGAGGCUCUCCAAGAUGCAUGGGGGAAUCCCAGCAGCAAUUACCCGCCUGGUACCAAAGCCAAAAAUAUUAUUAACCAAGCCAGAGAGAACAUUGCUAAGAUGAUUGGAGGUAGAGCCGAUGACAUCAUUCUUAUGUCCGGUGGAACAGAGGCAAAUAACUUUGUCUUCCACACGGCAAUAAAGUAUUUCUGGGACACAUGGGGGAAAUCUGGGCUGAAUGGAGGAAAGACAGGGCAUCUAAAUGCAGAAGGAGUCUUGCCUCACAUCAUCUCUUCCAAUGUGGAACAUGACUCCAUCAAACUGACAGCAGACAAUCUACAGAAGGAGAAGAGAGCAGAAGUCACAUUUGUGCCGGUUUCCAAGGUGACAGGGCGAGUGGAAGUUGAUGACGUGUUGGCUGCCAUCAGGCCCACCACCUGUCUGAUCUCCAUUAUGCUGGCCAACAACGAGACUGGAGUCCUGAUGCCUAUCAGCAAGAUCUGCAGGAGAGUUCGGGCACUGACAGAGUGCCGGUUGGAACCUAGAAUCCUCCUGCACACUGACGCAGCACAGGCCAUUGGCAAAGUCCAGGUGAACACUCAGGAACUUGGAGUUGAUUACCUCACCAUCGUUGGCCAUAAGUUUUAUGCACCACGGAUUGGAGCACUAUAUGUGAGAGGUCCAGGAAGCACAUCUCCUGUAUUCCCUAUGUUCUUUGGAGGAGGGCAGGAGAGGAACUUCAGACCAGGGACAGAGAACACGCCAAUGAUUGCUGGGCUUGGAAAGGCAGCAGAGCUGGUGAACCGAAACCUGGAUCAGUACGAGGCCCACCUGCGUGCGACCAGAGAUUACCUGGAGGAGCGCCUGGAGGCUGUCUUUGGGAAGGAGAAGGUCCACUUUAACAGCCAUUUCAAAGGCACACAGAUACUGCCAAACACCUGUAAUGUCUCGUUUCUGGGUCCCAAACUGCAAGGGCGGAUGGUGUUGUCCCGUUGUCGCAGGCUGCUGGCCAGUGUUGGAGCGGCCUGUCACUCGGACAGAGGGGACAGACCAUCCCACAUCCUGUUGAGCUGUGGUAUUCCCCCCACCGUGGCCGCCAAUGCCCUGCGGCUGAGCGUGGGCCGGGGCACCUCCAGGCAGGACGUCGACCGGGCUGUGGAGGACCUGAGGGAGGCUGUGCUCCAGCUGGAGGGGGGCUGCUAGCGAGCACCGUGGGAGAGGAGACAGGAGUGAGGCCUGGGCAGAGCAGGCGUCCUCACUUCAUCUCACAGAGGCCUGGUUAACGGGAUUGGGGUCUGGCAACUGGGACGCCAAACUUUACAACACUGGGACAAUAAAAAAAAAUGGGACAUUUAAGGAAAACAUUUUUGCAUUCUGUUUUGUUGUGGCAAUAUCAUUUAUUCUCUGUUUGUGAAGGGUCAGAUUUUCUCACAGCACUUUUUCUUUAUUUAGCUUGUGGAAUUUAUGUAAAAUUUGAAUUCAAAGUGUAUUGUUUGCAUUUUAAUUUAUUCUUACUAUUAUGAUGAAUUGUUGAGUGGUCCUUUGUUUUAUCUGUUGGAACGGUUGAGCGCAGAGUGGGUGCCUUGAAGUAAUGGUGUUCAAGCAAGAAGUGCUCUAGUGGUUGUGCUUGUUUAUAGUCACCUGGCAAGAAGGAGGAGAGUUGAGGUGUCUGCUGGUACAGGUCCCCUGGCCGUCAUUCAGCAUGAAUCACCAUGCAGCUCAGCUGCAUCUGCAGGCACCAGCUUUCUGCAAUGAGCCUUUCAGCAUGCUGUUUUAUGUUAAAUCAGUGUUGCUGCUUGAAAGCGCAUACAGUUUUGCUUACUAAACCUUGUAUGUAAUUCAUUUUUUAAAGAGUAAAGAUGAGCAUUAAUUUUUUAACUUGCAGGGAAAUGACAAGCUGUUACACAAUUUUUUAAAAAAAUUUUUAUCACUGGGCUAAGUCAGGUGGCCUAUAAUCGCUUCCUUUUGCACAUGGAACAAGAAACCAGAAUUGUCUUUGUUACCAUUGGUGAUAAACAUCUGAUUGUGUGACAUCUGUGUAGCAUUUAAUUCCUACUGAAGGGAAUGUGUUUUGGAAAAGAAAAUGUUUACAGCUUUUCAUUUUUAUACAAGUAAAACAAUCAUUGAAGAAGA